Messenger RNA from Dujonia railenensis, 621 nucleotides. NCBI's taxonomy places the organism in Eukaryota, Fungi, Ascomycota, Pichiomycetes, Serinales, Debaryomycetaceae. The record is from the annotation of a GenBank genome assembly.
AUGUCAGACCCAAGUUCUAUCAACGGUGGUACCGCCGUGGCCAUGGUUGGUAAAGAUUGUAUAGCUAUAGCAUCAGACUUACGUUUGGGAAACCAAUCUUUGGGAUUGGCAAACAACUUUGAGAAGGUUUUCCAAUUUGGAGACAAGACAUUCAUGGCAUUGACCGGGUUGGCAUCAGAUGUCAUCACGUUGAAGGAAACGUUUAGAUUGAAGAAUAAUUUGUACAACCUCCGUGAGGAGAGAGAGAUAGAACCCCAAACCUUGGCCAACUUGGUUAGUUCCACUUUAUAUGAAAAGAGAUUUGGCCCAUACUUCAUUGGGCCUAUUGUAGCAGGGUUGGAUUCCAAGACUAGCAAGCCAUUUAUCUGUGGGUUUGACUUGAUUGGGUGCAUUGAUUUCGCCAAGGACUUUAUCGUCAGUGGUACCGCUACUGACCAGUUGUACGGUAUGUGUGAGUCCUUGUACGAGCCAAACUUGGAGCCAGAAGACUUAUUCGAAACCAUCAGUCAGGCGUUAUUGAAUGCCGUGGAUAGAGAUGCAUUAUCUGGAUGGGGGGCAGUCGUUUACAUAGUCACCAAGGAUAAGGUGGUGAAGAGAACGUUGAGAACGAGACAAGAUUAG